UGUGGCUUGGAGAGCUUGGAUUCUGUCUUCAGCCAGCACCUCAUUCCCUCGAAGCACCAUGCCUUACAGCUGCUGCCUGCCCAGCCUGAGCUGCCGCUCCAGCUACUCCUCCCGGCCCUGCCUGCCCUCCAGCUGCCACGGCGCCACCCUGCCCGGGGCCUGCAACAUCCCCGCCAUUGUGGGCAACUACAGCGGGUUCUGCGAGGGCUCCUUCAACGGCAACGAGAAGGAGACCAUGCAGUUCCUGAACGACCGUCUGGCCAGCUACCUGGAGAAGGUGCGGCAGCUGGAGCGGGACAACGCGGAGCUGGAGAACCGCAUCCGGGAGCGGAGCCAGCAGCAGGAGCCCCUCCUGUGCGCCAACUACCAGUCCUACUUCCGGACCAUCGAGGAGCUCCAGCAGAAGAUCCUGUGCAGCAAGUCUGAGAACUCCAGGCUGGUGGUGCAGAUUGACAAUGCCAAGCUGGCCUCAGAUGACUUCAGAACCAAGUAUGAGACAGAGGUGUCCUUGCGGCAGCUGGUGGAGGCAGACCUGAACAGCCUGCGCAGGAUCCUGGAUGAGCUGACCCUGUGCAAGUCUGACCUGGAGGCCCAGGUGGAGUCCCUGAAGGAGGAGCUGAUCUGCCUCAAGCAGAACCAUGAGCAGGAAGUCAACACCCUGCGGAGCCAGCUUGGAGACCACUUCAACGUGGAGGUGGAUGCCGCCCCCACCGUGGACCUGAACCAAGUGCUCAACGAGACCAGGGCUCAGUACGAGGCCCUGGUGGAGACCAACCGCAGGGACGUGGAGGAAUGGUUCGCCAGGCAGACCGAGGAGCUGAACAAGCAGGUGGUGUCCAGCUCGGAGCAGCUGCAGUCCUACCAGGCGGAGAUCAUCGAGCUGAGACGCACGGUCAAUGCCCUGGAGGUGGAGCUGCAGGCCCAGCACAACCUGAGAGACUCCCUGGAGAACACCCUGACGGAGACGGAGGCGCGCUACAGCUCCCAGCUGGCCCAGGUGCAGUACCUGAUCGGCAACGUGGAGUCCCAGCUGGCGGAGAUCCGGGCUGACCUGGAGCGGCAGAACCAGGAGUACCAGGUGCUGCUGGACGUGCGGGCCCGGCUGGAGUGUGAGAUCAACACGUACCGGGGGCUGCUGGAGAGCGAGGACUGCAAGCUCCCCUGUAACCCAUGUGCCACAACCAAUGCAUGUGAAAAGACCAUUGGGCCCUGCGUCUCCAAUCCUUGUGUCUCACGUGCUUGGUGUGGGCCUUGUAACACCUUUGUGUGCUAGAGACCCCAGUGCCAGCGGGAGGACAAGGACUCCAAAGUCACAUCUCAGCUCUACUUCAUCCAAAUGUCCCCAGAAAGGACCAUGCUUCAACCAGCACAAGCUCCACUGAAUUCCCCAGCUUGGUCUUCAGCACAAGAGGCUGCAGUCUGUCUUCUGAGUCACAUAGAGAAAUCUACAACAAGAUCAAGUAAUAUCUUUUAUCACAAUGACACAUUUGCGUAAUGUGUUGUGCUCUAACAAAUACUUGUCUAAAUGUGAUUUUAAGUAAUUACAUUAAGUGUAAUAGAGCUGGUUAGGCAAGCUAUGAAAUUGAACAUAAUUGGAAGGAAUCUCCUUGUCACUCUUUUGGUCUUUGGAGAUGCAAUAAAGAUCCCUUGUUAACCUGUUAAUGGACUCUUAUUCUGGCACAGAAA
This is a messenger RNA of Hippopotamus amphibius kiboko, 1686 nucleotides long. Its product is annotated as keratin, type I cuticular Ha3-I. Gene Ontology annotation, molecular function: structural molecule activity. The record is from RefSeq and is a predicted model, not a curated record. Lineage: Eukaryota; Metazoa; Chordata; Mammalia; Artiodactyla; Hippopotamidae. The coding region runs from base 59 to 1273 and encodes 404 amino acids. The transcript is spliced from 7 exons.